CAAAACACUAGAUGUCACGUGAAUUUCAAAAAUUGUUAUUAAACAAAAUUAAAUCUUCACCAUUCUACACGACACAGGCAGAAUAUACUGUGCAAGUUUUUGCACCGACGACGGCGAUAUUUAAAGCCAACCAGCCAAACAACAUUAAUAUCACUUUUUUAAUAUUCAUUGUAAAAGCUCAAAAUUUCGGAUUAAAUAAGAAAUGUUAAAAUGUCGAGCGUGUCUUAAAGAUGAAGAAUAUUUGGUGCCAUUUAAUGACCAAGAUAUUGAUUACUUUAAUUUACUUACUGAUAUAAAUGUUAAAAUGUUUGAUAAACUACCACAACAUUUUUGUAUAUGUUGUUUGGACAAACUUAAGUCCUUUAUUGAAUUUCGAGAAAAAUGUUUAUUGUCUAAUUAUAUUUUAACAGAAUCCAUCAGAGAAGACAAUAUCAAGGUAGAAAUAGAGAAUACUCUCUUUGUGCAAAAAAGUGAGGUAAAAGAGGAUUGUAUUGAUGAGAUAUUAGAAGGAGGUUUGAUUGAUAAUGAAGAAACAGAUUAUGAUUUAUUCAAUAAUGUUAAUAUUAAAACAGAAGACAGUGAAGAUAUGAGUGGAAAGCUAACAAGACCUUCUAACAUAACAAGAAAGAAAACACUUCUGUCUUGUGGACUCUGCAUCAAAACGUUUAGAGAAGCCGAUCUACUAACAAUCCAUCUGGCAUGUCAUAAAAUUAGUAAUUCAUGCAAAAUAUGUUCCCAAAAUUUCACUGAGUGGCCGGCUUUAUACGCUCACCGAUUGGAACACCUGACAAACAAACAAAAACAUUGCCACAUAUGUUUGAAAAAAUGUUACAAACCACAAUAUCUAGAAUACCAUUACAGAAAGUUUCACACAGAAGACAAAGAUUACACUGUAAAAUGUUCUGAAUGUAGUCACACCUUUACAACACCAAAGAGAUUACAGAAGCACAUGUGGGCCAGCCAUUCCAACAGGAAGUUCUACUGUGAUCAUUGUCCUAAAAUAUUUAAAAAUAAAAGUGCCAUUAAAUCGCAUAUGCCAAUUCAUAUGGACAAUAAAAAUGUGAAGUGCGGUUUGUGCGACUACACCUGCAAGUACCUCAGUAAUUUACAAAUUCACAAGCUAAGACGACAUACACCACAAAAAGCAUAUUGCAAGAAAUGCACUCGCGUUUUCUGUGAUAAAGAAAAGUUGGACGGUCACAAAUGCUCAGAAAAAGGUACUAUAUGUCCGGUGUGCGGUAAAAUUGUGAAAACGCACAGAUUGUUACGACGCCAUAUGGAAAGUCACGAUAGCGCGGGAAAGUACAAAUGCGAGCGGUGUCCAAAAGUGUACAAGUCGAAGAGCUCACUAGCGACACACAAGCUGAUACACGACGGGGUGCGAACUAAACAGUGUGAAUAUUGCAACGCAAAGUUCUUCUCGGGAUCUGUUCUUAUAAAACACAGACGGAUACAUACCGGUGAAAAGCCGUACGUGUGUCGGGUUUGUUGUCGAGGUUUCACUAGCAACCACAACUUGAAGGUGCACAUGAGAGUUCACGGCGAAUACUUGAUAGAAAGAAAAAAAACUGAUGAUGGUGCUUGACAUUCACGAUUCAAAUACUGUAUACAUAUUAUUGUUUAGACAUGUACGUACAUAGUAAUAACAUAUAAAAAUUAUCCUACAGAUGAUGUCCCUUUCCGUUCGAUGUUGAACAUUUUCUGUUAUUAAUUAAAAAGCUAGCUCUGUACAGACUAUAGAUGAUGAUGUUUUUAAAAAUAAAACUAUAACCAGAUUA
Molecule: messenger RNA, 1778 nt
Organism: Danaus plexippus (monarch butterfly)
Lineage: Eukaryota; Metazoa; Arthropoda; Insecta; Lepidoptera; Nymphalidae
Product: zinc finger protein 28-like
Exons: 10
Coding region: 203-1585 (460 amino acids)
Biological process (GO): regulation of transcription by RNA polymerase II
Cellular component (GO): nucleus
Molecular function (GO): DNA-binding transcription factor activity, RNA polymerase II-specific; RNA polymerase II transcription regulatory region sequence-specific DNA binding; zinc ion binding
Source: RefSeq, a predicted model, not a curated record